Molecule: messenger RNA, 1362 nt
Organism: Parascedosporium putredinis
Lineage: Eukaryota; Fungi; Ascomycota; Sordariomycetes; Microascales; Microascaceae
Source: the annotation of a GenBank genome assembly
AUGAGGCCCAUUGCCCUCUUCCAAGCCGUCGGCCUCUUCUUGGGGCUGACCAAUGCCGCUCCGUCGGCUGACGUCUCCGUCGCUUCCCGCGACCUAUUCAAGCGUGCUCCCACCUGCAACACGCCUUCUAACAGGGCCUGCUGGUCCAACGGCUUCGAUAUCAACACCGAUUACGAGAGCAGCAUCCCCAACACCGGCAACACUCGUCGUUAUAUUCUCGAUGUCACUCAGACCGAGAACUGGGUUGGUGGCGAUGGCCAGGUGAAGAAGUUGGCCAUGUUGUUCAAUGGAACUUUCCCCGGCCCCACCAUUCGAGCUGACUGGGGUGAUUGGAUCGAAGUGACUGUGCGCAACAAGCUCUCCUGCGACGGCACCUCGGUCCACUGGCACGGAAUCCGCAUGCAGAGGAACUCCGUCAACGAUGGUGCCAACGGUGUCACCGAAUGCCCCAUUGCUCCCGGCACCAGCAGGACUUACCGCUUCCGCGCGGAGCAGUAUGGAACCGGAUGGUACCACUCCCACUACUCGUCCCAAGAUGGGCAAGGCCUUGAUUCCUCCCCCGGCGCCGCUCCUGCCGCCGACAACGUCCUGUUCAACGGAACCCACGUCUCCUCCGCCGGCACCGGCGACUACGCCCGCGUGAAGCUAAAGGUCGGAAAGCGCCACCGUCUCCGACUCAUCAACCCUUCCGUCGACAUCUCGUACACCGUGUCCCUGGUCAACCAUGACAUGACCGUCAUCGCGACCGAUUUCGUGCCCGUCAACGCCUUCACUGCGCCGUCCGUCCUCCUGACCCCUGGACAGCGUCUCGACGUUACCAUUGACGCGUCCAAGACCCCCGGCAACUACUGGUUCAACGUGACCUUUUCCUCGAGCCCCUGCGGAAGCUCCCGGUUCGCCAAGCCCGCGGCCAUUUUCCAGUACGAUAGCGUCGCGGCCGGUAUUCCCACGAUCCAAGGAUCCGCGCCUACGGAUACGCUCUGCCAGGAUAACAACAACUUUAGCCCGGUUGUCAGGCGUACCGUUCCUUCUUCCGCCUUCAAGGUCAACGAGACCAACACCAUCGGAGUCGAGCUCGUCCAGAAGGCCUGGCAAAAUGUCCCUAACCGUGUGUACUGGAACGUCCACGGUCAUGACAUGAACGUCACAUGGGAGAACCCCACGCUCGAGUAUGUUGCCAACAAAGACUUGACCUUCCCCGAGAGGUACAAUAUCCACACUGUCGACAAGAAGAAUGGCGAUUGGGCUUUCUGGCUCAUCGAGAACACCAGUGUUCUUCCCCACCCCAUGCAUCUUCACGGCCAUGACUUCUACGUGCUCGGCCAUUCCACGCCCCCGCGAACCCCUUCACCGCCCCGAUGA